AUUUCAUCCAACGGCUUUUUCUUCUCCCUCACAAGUCAAACACUGCUAACGUCCACACCCAAACACCUCUCCUCCCCCAGCUCUCCUCUCUCCUCCUCCUCCUCAUAUCCAAAAGUCAGUUACGGUAACGAAUGCGUAGUCGUCUGGAGUUGAUGAUGUAAAUCAAUCAAUCAAAGUCAAUCAAAGAAAAUGAAGCGGUUCGUCUACAUCAACGACGAUGAGUCAUCGCCUACACAUGAUCUUUACUGCGACAACCGCAUUUCCAAUCGGAAAUACACUCUCCUCAAUUUCCUCCCUAAAAAUCUCAUGGAGCAGUUCAGUCGGUUUAUGAACCAGUAUUUCUUGUUGAUUGCGUGUCUUCAAUUAUGGUCGCUUAUUACCCCGGUGAAUCCGGCGAGCACUUGGGGGCCGUUGAUUUUUAUAUUUGCUGUGUCUGCGACGAAAGAGGCUUGGGAUGAUUAUAAUAGAUAUUUGUCUGAUAAGAAGGCGAAUGAGAAGCAAGUUUGGAUUGUUAGGAAGGGGAUCAAGAAACAUAUUCAAGCGCAGGAUAUAUGUGUCGGUAAUUUAGUGUGGCUUCGUGAGAAUGAUGAAGUGCCGUGCGAUCUUGUUUUGAUUGGUACAUCAGAUCCUCAAGGGCUUUGUUAUAUAGAGACAGCCGCUCUAGAUGGUGAAAUUGAUUUGAAGACAAGGGUAACACCCUCUGCCUGCAUGGGGAUAGAUUUUGAAUUAUUGCACAAAAUUAAGGGUGUCAUUGAAUGCCCCAAUCCUGAUAAGGACAUCCGACGACUUGAUGCAAAUUUACGCUUGUUUCCUCCAUUUAUUGAUAAUGAUGUAUGCCCAUUGACCAUAAAAAACACAAUUCUUCAGUCAUGCUACUUGCGUAACACUGAGUGGGCGUGUGGAGUUGCUGUCUACACAGGUAAUGAGACUAAGCUGGGUAUGAGUAGGGGUAUACCUGAACCAAAGCUGACAGCUUUGGAUGCCAUGAUUGACAAGUUGACUGGAGCUAUAUUUGUUUUUCAAAUAGUGGUUGUUAUGGUUCUAGGGAUAGCCGGGAAUGUCUGGAAGGACACUGAAGCUAGAAAGCUAUGGUAUGUUUUAUAUCCAGAUGAGGGUCCUUGGUAUGAGCUACUAGUGAUCCCUCUACGGUUUGAGCUUCUCUGUUCCAUCAUGAUUCCGAUAUCGAUUAAGGUAUCUCUGGAUCUUGUUAAGAGCUUAUAUGCAAAGUUCAUUGAUUGGGAUAGGGAGAUGAUUGACCUAGAAACCGAGACUCCAUCCCACGCGACAAACACAGCAAUAAGUGAGGAUCUUGGGCAAGUUGAGUACAUUUUGACUGACAAAACCGGAACCCUCACUGAAAAUAAAAUGGUUUUCAGAAUAUGUUGCAUCAGUGGCAAUUUUUAUGGGAAUGAGGCUGGGGAUGCUUCGAAAGAUAAGCAACUGUUAAAUGCCAUUUCUAGUGGAUCUCCUGAUGUUGUUCGGUUUCUCACAGUCAUGGCAAUAUGUAAUACUGUUAUACCUGUCCAAAGCAAAACUGGAGCUAUCUUGUACAAAGCGCAAUCCCAGGAUGAGGACGCACUUGUCCAUGCUGCUGCUAAGUUAAACAUGGUCCUCGUCUGUAAAAAUGGAAAUAUUCUUGAGCUUAGAUUCAAUACUUCAGCAAUUCAGUAUGAAGUACUGGAAACUCUGGAGUUCACAUCUGAUAGGAAAAGAAUGUCAGUAGUGGUGAGAGAUUGCCAAAAUGGAAAGAUUUUGCUUUUGUCAAAGGGAGCUGAUGAAGCAAUUCUUCCUUAUGCUUCUCCUGGACAACAAACAAGGAUAUUUAAUGAGGCUGUGGAACAAUAUUCUCAAUUGGGGCUGCGCACAUUAUGCUUGGCUUGGCGGGAAUUAAAAGAAGAUGAAUAUGAGGAGUGGUCUUUUAUGUUUAGAGAGGCCAGUAGUACUUUGGUUGAUAGGGAGUGGAGAAUAGCUGAGGUCUGCCAAAGAUUAGAACGUGAUCUUGAAGUUCUUGGAGUUACUGCCAUAGAGGACCGUCUACAGGAUGGUGUUCCAGAAACAAUUUACACUUUAAGAAAAGCAGGAAUACAUUUUUGGAUGCUUACUGGAGACAAGCAAAAUACAGCCAUACAAAUUGCUCUCUCAUGCAACUUCAUUUCACCAGAGCCAAAAGGUCAGCUUCUAUUAAUUGAUGGAAAAACUGAAGAGGAAGUUGGUAGAAGUUUAGAGAGAGUUUUACUUACAAUGAGGACAACAGCUUCAGAACCAAAGGAUGUUGCAUUUGUUGUUGAUGGCUGGGCUCUUGAAAUUGCACUGAAGCAUUACUGGAAAGCAUUCACUGAAUUAGCAAUAUUAUCAAGAACUGCUAUAUGUUGCCGUGUGACACCAUCUCAAAAAGCACAGCUUGUACAGAUCUUAAAAUCAUGUGAUUACCGGACUUUGGCAAUUGGCGAUGGUGGGAAUGAUGUGAGAAUGAUACAACAAGCUGACAUUGGGGUUGGCAUUAGUGGGAGAGAAGGACUGCAGGCAGCCAGGGCAGCUGAUUAUAGCAUUGGAAGAUUCAGAUUUCUAAAAAGAUUGAUUCUUGUCCAUGGCCGGUAUUCGUAUAACCGAACUGCAUUCCUGUCCCAGUAUUCUUUCUAUAAAUCCCUACUGAUAUGUUUCAUCCAAAUCUUCUUCUCUUUUAUUUCAGGUGUCUCUGGGACCAGUCUUUUCAAUUCUGUUAGUUUGAUGGCUUAUAACGUUUUUUACACCAGCAUACCUGUUCUAGUUAGUGUCCUUGACAAAGAUCUUAGUGAAGAAACUGUAAUGCAGCAUCCACAAAUUCUGUUUUACUGUCAAGCUGGGAGGCUUCUUAACCCAAGCACAUUUGCAGGAUGGUUUGGCCGGUCCCUUUUUCAUGCGAUUGUUGUAUUUGUAAUCAGCAUACAUGCCUAUGCAUUUGAAAAAAGCGAAAUGGAGGAGGUUGGGAUGGUGGCACUCUCCGGAUGUAUAUGGUUACAGGCUUUUGUUGUAACAUUAGAGACCAACUCCUUUACAAUUUUGCAACAUCUUGCCAUAUGGGGGAACUUGAUUGCAUUUUAUGUCAUCAACUGGAUUGUCAGUGCCAUUCCAUCAUCAGGAAUGUACACAAUAAUGUUCCGGUUAUGUAGACAACCAUCUUAUUGGCUAACUAUACUGCUCAUCGUUGCGGCGGGGAUGGGUCCAAUUCUAGCUAUAAAGUACUUCCGUUAUACAUACAGACCCAGCAAAAUCAACACCCUUCAGCAGGCAGAACGUCUGGGUGGGCCAAUUUUGUCUCUCGGUAAUAUCGAGCCACCACAACAACGAUUGAUUGAGAAAGAAGUUGCUCCAUUAUCAAUUACUCAAUCGAAGAACAGAAACCCGGUUUACGAACCUCUUCUCUCCGAUUCUCCUAGCACCAGAAGGUCUUUCGGACCAGGAACUCCUUUUGAUUUCUUUCAAUCACAAUCCAGAUUAUCUUCAAACUACACAAGGAACUGCAAGGACAAUUGAGUUUUACGGGGUUGUUCUUCUUCUUCGCUGCGAUAACCAACGUAUAGAUGACAUAGUCGAGCUGUAAGCCGAAGCUUAUUUAUACAUUACUUGUAGUCUCUAGAUUGUAAAGGAUACAUUCCCCCCUCCUUACCCGAUUCUGUUGCGCGCUUCCCCAUAUUUUUGCAUCGGAUAUCAAUUCAUCCUCAGUAAAUGUUUAAAACUCGCAUUGAGCAAAUUUUACGUUAAAUGAAGUAAAAUUCAAGCUGUAGUAAAGUUCGAGAAAUUA
Messenger RNA from Populus trichocarpa (black cottonwood), 3781 nucleotides. Its product is annotated as phospholipid-transporting ATPase 2. Gene Ontology annotation, cellular component: plasma membrane. The transcript has 24 exons. Gene Ontology annotation, biological process: phospholipid translocation. NCBI's taxonomy places the organism in Eukaryota, Viridiplantae, Streptophyta, Magnoliopsida, Malpighiales, Salicaceae. Bases 190 to 3513 code for a protein of 1107 amino acids. The record is from RefSeq and is a predicted model, not a curated record. Gene Ontology annotation, molecular function: ATPase-coupled intramembrane lipid carrier activity; ATP binding; ATP hydrolysis activity.